AAAAAUUCGUCCAACUAAAAAAAAAUUAUGUCCCUCUCCAAUUAUGUGUGGCAAAAUUAACCCCUUUCUCUCUCUAAGUUUUCUCUCUCUCCUUCUAUAUUGGGUUUUCUCCUCCGCCCUAUUUCAGACACAACUUGACUCCUCAGUCACUCCUGAGAGUAUCUAUAUUCAAUUUCCAGAGAGAGAAAGUAAGAUCGCCACAACCUACAAACAAAAACAAGAUAAGGAUGGGAAGAAGGAAGAUAGAGAUGAAGCGAAUUGAAGAUAAAAGCAGUCGUCAGGUCACUUUCUCUAAGCGCCGUUCUGGUCUCAUCAAGAAGGCUCGCGAACUCUCUAUCCUUUGCGAUGUUGAUGUUGCUGUUCUCGUCUUCUCCCAUCGCGGUCGCCUCUACGAGUUCGUCAGCGGUGCUUCGUCUUCUUCCAGUUUGUCUCAGAUUCUUAGGCGAUAUCAAGAUUCCACUGAUGGAAAAGCAUCAAACGUUGAUGAUGAAACUGAGGAUUCCCCGUCUACUUGUAUACAAGUCCAAACAUGCGGCGAGCUAGUGAAAACAGUUGAAAGGUAUGCAGAAGGCUCAGGUAUUGAGAAUCUUAGUCUAGAGGAUUUCAUGCAGCUGGAGAAACAACUAAACGAUGCCCUUGUACAGACUAGAAACCGAAAGGCUCAGCUUAUGCUAGAAUCUGUUGCUACACUGCGUGAAAAGGAGAAGAUGCUGACACAAGAGAAUGACCAGUUGAAGGACGAGGUUGCUAAAGUUAAGGGCAAUCUCAACAGGGGAAACCGUACAGAUUUAGAGUUGAAUGGCGUGAUGGAAGAGGGUGCACUUAUACAAUGCCCUGAGCCAGUGAGAACACUUCCUCUACUUAUCGAGGAGGGUGAAUGCCCUGAGCCAGUGAAAACACUUCCUCUACUAUGGUAGCAAACCAGCAAGCUAUUUGAGUCGUGAGGCAAAGCAUUGGGAACGUUUUUUUUGCACUGGUCAUGCUAACUGGGCUAUAUCUCUCUAUAAGAUGAAAGCUCCUUAUUUUUCCGAUGAGGACUCGCAAUCUAUUCGUUUCCCUUGUCUCCGAUUGUAUAACUAUGAUUGUCUUGUUUAUACCUAUUUAUUAACUACUUGUACUAUACUAAACCCGUGUAAUAAGGUAGAUUCAGUGUAAUAAAUCAGAAUUUGGUAGACAUGGUGAGGAUUAAUGUACGGUACACAUAUGGUCAACUAA
Spinacia oleracea (spinach) is the source of this 1215-nucleotide messenger RNA. Its product is annotated as MADS-box protein FLOWERING proteinUS C. Gene Ontology annotation, biological process: positive regulation of transcription by RNA polymerase II. Gene Ontology annotation, molecular function: DNA-binding transcription factor activity; RNA polymerase II transcription regulatory region sequence-specific DNA binding; protein dimerization activity. Bases 228 to 917 code for a protein of 229 amino acids. Gene Ontology annotation, cellular component: nucleus. The transcript is spliced from 7 exons. Lineage: Eukaryota; Viridiplantae; Streptophyta; Magnoliopsida; Caryophyllales; Amaranthaceae. The record is from RefSeq and is a predicted model, not a curated record.